CCUAGCAUUCCUCGACCAAUGCUGGCACUUGCCUCUUCGCCUUUGUUGAGGACACUGCUGCUGACCAGAGAGGCUUCUGCUUCGCAAUCCACAUCGAAUGUCCAUUCAUUUCAUACCCUCGUAGAAAGCCAAUAUGAGUUCUCUUCCAUUCCAGAAAGGCGUCGCCAAGAGGCCGCUCCGCUCUUCGUCGCUUUCUCCCGUUCUGAGUCGGAGCCACAGCAACUGGGGCAGGCGUCGUUGGCCACGAUGGUUCCAUGAGCGGAGUGACGACGAAUGGCGCAACUUCCAAGCCCAAGUGGAUCGUUUUCAAAAGCAAAUCAAGGAAGACCCGUAUAAUACCAUUUUUGGUCGCUCGAACGACAUGCUCCGUGGCGUCUUUGAAGACACUCCCUCGACCGCCAAGCGAUCGCGGACGGUUGACGCCAACAACGAACUGCCUAGUGAAAAACCCAUGUCACGCCGAGACAAUCAUAAUGCAUUUGACGGGAAACCCAUCAACUUGGGCAAGGCGUCAUCUUCCGAUAGCCAGUGGCGGUCUUCGAGCACACCGUUUGCUUCCGGCAGGGCGCCAGUGACUGCUACAUCGCCGAAAGAUACAGGCGCAUCCUCGCCUAUGAACCCGCCGCAAUCCGAACUCAUGUAUGACCCCAUCUCUGGCCGUAUGAUUGCUCUCCCUCUGGCAUCUACAAAGAAACCGGCAUCCAAGAAAAACAAUGAUGAUGCCGUGGACAUCCCUGUGAAGCCAUCCCAUGUUCCAGGAGACGCACAUGCAACGAGCCCCAGCAACACCGAAAACACUCCCAACUCACAAUUGGAUGAUGCGUUAAGCAUCUUUGAUCGGAAUCAGAGGGAACCAAACAACAAGUCAAAAGAUAGGCUGUCCAAGGAACACUUUAUGGAAACCCGUUCUACAUCAUCCCAUGACCAGCUUGCAGCAGAUGAGCAAGAACAGCUCCAGCGAAGCUUGGCCGACUACGACACUCAUAUGCGGAACCAGCCGCAACAGGCACCUGCUUCUCCUGAAGAGUGGCUUGUCCAGGAAGAACACUCGAGGAGUACGGCCCGUAAACCAUGUACCCCAACGCAACAACCACACCAGAGAAAUGCUGCAUCUUCCAACAAUGAGUGCCAAGAUCAGAUGGAGCCUGACAGGUCUUUGAAGUCUAAAGUACGCAAGCCUAACCUGCCUCCUGACGACAUUGACUUGAUGACUGCUACCGACGUGAGGGCACGCAUGGGAAUUAAAAGAAAUCCAUCCAAGGGGACUGGUGAACAAAGGGAAGAGGAGCGGUCCAAACUGGAAGAAGAUUUCGAUAAAGUCCACCAGGAAAAAGACUCGGUCGAUGCCUGGGGAUACAGCCUCAAGCCCCAGGGUCUCGAGACCUCAUAUGUAAGGGAAAAACAAGCUGGGGAUGCUGGAGCACAUAGCUCCAUGAAAGACAAGCGGUAUGAGACUGCUCUCGAACGGCGUCUUCGGGGUGCCAAUGCCACUCAAGGUUCAUCUGCAUCAAAAACUGCCACCGAUCCAUACGGCUAUCCCCUGACACCAAAGGGACUGGAAACAUCAUAUGAGCAUGAGGUUACUGCAUGCAAAAACGGUGAACGGAAGUCAUUAGAGGACGAACUCCAAGAACAAGUAUUCGGGAAACACAACACUGGCAAUAUCACCGAUGAACAUGACUUUUCCUUCAAGCCAAUGGGAUUGGAAACAUCUUAUCAACGCGAGCUUGAGGCUUGCAAGAAGGGCGAACGACCGUCACUGGAAGAAGAAUUAGAGUCGGGUAAAAACCUCGACGGCGACUCUAUCCAGGCUUCGGAUGUCAACAAAGGCAAGGUUUCUCAAAAGGUUGAAGAGGAACUUGAAAAGGCACGCCAACAGCGCCUCCGCACCAUUUCUCUCGUUGAUCAAGUGCGUGAGAUUUACGAGAAGUAUUACGGCAAAAUACCUGAUAACAAAAGCCAUCAGCCAUUAAAGGCCUCGACUGUCGUUACAGAUCCCGCGAACGAGGGGCGUAUUGAUGAGAGCGUUCACAACUGCUUGGCUGACUACGAACGUAUAAACAAAAAAGCAUAUCUAAAUGACCUCAUCGGCAAAGUACAAAAAGCCUCGACUAUCACUACGGAUCCAGUAAACGAAGGCCGAGUUGACGAUAGCAUUCAUGACUGUUUAGCCGACUACGACCGCAAAAAUCCAAAUGCAUACAGCUUUACCAAAGACAAGCUUGAAGAGGAGCUUGCAAAGCUGAACCAGCCACCUUCGGCUACAUCAACCGUUCCAGGGACGGAGCAAACAGCUUCUGAGCAACCAUUAACAGAGAACUCCAAGACGAGCAAAAGCGAGUCCGGAGACACGAAGUCCUCGGCACCUUCCACAAACACUUCGCACAUCUACAAACUGCUUGCCUACGACCGUAGCAAGAAAGCGAUCACGACCUCUCACGCAACCUCCACAGUCAACAGUCCCAAUGAGCAUGCGAUCCCACUCAGCAUCGCCCUCUCCAAGCUCUCCCAACCUGCCCACUUUCUUCCGCAGGUCUCUGCUCUCUCAGAAGAAGGCUACGAACCCGUGGCGUCGACAGCGAACUUGCUCGUCCUACGCCUAAAGGGCACGGCUGAUCCCGCCACCAGCUCUGCUGCUGCCACUGCCACGGCGCCUCGCCCCAACCCCGUCGACGGGACCACGAUCCCGCUGCCACCCACGCCCACGAUGUCCCCAACGGGCUACGUCAACCUCGAACCCGUGUUUGAGAAGCCUGCCGCGACGAGCGAGGAGGCUACGACUGGCGGUGAGCGCAUGCGCAGGACCGAGGACGCCUACUCUGGCGGUAGUAGGAGAGAGCGCAGAGAUAGGGGCCAUGGCGUUGCGACGGUGGUGCAGACGAUGGUGUGGGCUGCUGCGACGUGCUACGUGGCGGGCGUUUUUGGCGAGUUGUUGAAGUGAGAGAGAAGUUAUGAUUGUAGUGAUUUCUUUGGAGUAGAUGGAGUCUUGGGGUGUGUGGGGAUUAUGGACGGACGGAGUCGUAGGUAUGAAGCUUUUUUUGUUUUUGAUGUUCUGUUGGAUGAUGAUCUCUUUUACUUUUCUGAUUUUUUAUAUUGAUGAAUCUAUGGGUGGGUUUUACUUGUAGUGUACCACGAUAUCCCUGCUUAGGUAUUUCGUUGUGGACGAAUGGAAAUACUUUGCUCAUUAAAGUUAGUAGUAUUGCCUGUUAAGCUCAUACUUCUUAUUAACUAUUCCAUCUAAGCAACCGAACAUCUAAAGUUGUCGUCCUGCAGGUAUCUACUCCUCUAUCUGUCCCCUUUAUAAACGGGCAGAACUCAACUUACUAUUAUAGUGAUAAAUCAGAAAACAAAAGCAAUUUGAUAAUUAGAGAAGUGAAAAUGUGUGCUAUCUACGCAGUACGUGUGCCUUUUUCCUUUGUAUCAUAAAGACAAGAAAGAUA
Messenger RNA from Aplosporella prunicola CBS 121167, 3440 nucleotides. RefSeq lists its product as uncharacterized. The transcript has 2 exons. Lineage: Eukaryota; Fungi; Ascomycota; Dothideomycetes; Botryosphaeriales; Aplosporellaceae. The record is from RefSeq and is a predicted model, not a curated record. The coding region runs from base 134 to 2941 and encodes 935 amino acids.